Messenger RNA from Cooperia oncophora, 1566 nucleotides. Lineage: Eukaryota; Metazoa; Nematoda; Chromadorea; Rhabditida; Trichostrongylidae. The record is from the annotation of a GenBank genome assembly.
AUGGAAAUCGCCGCAGCCGUCGUUAUUCUGCACAAACACGUCCAUUCACUCGGUGACGUGUUCGUACUUGUCGAAGCUCCCAUUUCGCUCAAAUACCUACCACCGAUGCGGUUGCAAUGGGUGGGGGCACGAUAUUGGUGCCUGAUAUUACUGGUACUGGCAAAAGUGGUUGCAGAGGAUUCAGAUGAGGAAAAGAGUGAGAGUGUUUUCGUGCCGUCUGCAUUUGUUCCACCUAAACUUUCAUCAAAACCACUGUUCUUCGACUAUUUCCCAACAACAGAUGAAAUCGGCAAGCGAUGGAUCCCGAGCACAGCAAAAAAAGAUGGUGUAGAAGCGGAAAUAGCCAAAUACAAUGGUAAAUGGGAAAUAGGUCCGUCAACUGAGGUGUCCAUUGAAGGCGAUUAUGGUUUGAUUGUCCGUACAAAAGCACGGCAUCACGCAAUCGCAGCGAAAUUAGACAAACCGUUCAGCUUCACUGAAAAACCACUCGUUGUUCAAUAUGAGGUUCGUUACGAAGAGGGUCAAGAAUGUGGUGGUGGAUAUCUUAAACUGCUUAGCGAAGGUGCUGAAAAGAAUCUUGCUGCAGUACAGGAUAAAACCCCAUACACCAUUAUGUUUGGUCCGGAUAAGUGCGGACCCACUGGCAAAGUCCACCUGAUAUUCCGUUACAAAAAUCCUAAGAAUAACACAGUUGACGAGUAUCAUGCAAAACAACCCACUAAUCUUGGUACCACCUAUUGGGAUGAUCACCAAACGCAUCUGUACACUUUGGUUGUUAAACCAGAUGGAGCAUUUUCCGUUUCAGUCGACCAGAAGGAAAUUAUCUCUGGCAACAUGCUGAAUGACCUUGUACCAUCGUUGCAACCGCCGAAGGAAGUUGCUGAUCCUAUGGACAAGAAGCCAAAAGAUUGGGAUGACAGGGCAGAAAUCGAAGAUGAAAAUGCUGUGAAGCCGGAUGACUGGGAUGAAACCCAACCUGCCGAAGUUGUCGAUGAAAGUGCAGUGAAACCAUCCGACUGGCUAGAGGAUGAACCAGAACUGAUUCCUGAUCCGGAAGCAUCGAAGCCAAGCGACUGGGAUGAUGAAAUGGACGGCGACUGGGAACCACCAAUGAUUGAUAAUCCGGCUUGCAAAGGCGUUAGUGGUUGUGGGCCGUGGAAGAAGCCGCUCAUCCCGAAUCCACUUUAUAAGGGUAAAUGGACUCGUCCACGAAUUCCAAAUCCUGCUUAUCGCGGUGUGUGGACUCCUCGUCAAAUUGAGAAUCCUCACUAUUUUGAGCCAAAACCGUUUGGAGGCCUCGCUCCCAUUACGGCUAUCGGCAUUGAGCUAUGGACAAUGAGCCAAAACAUCAUUUUCGGUGAGCUUAGUCUAUCAAUAUUUGAACCAAAUUAUGUUGAAUUUGGUUGUAAUAUUUAUGAAACAACAUUCUUGGUUUGCGAGUCGGAAGGUCUGGCAGCCGAUGUUGCUAAACAAACAUACACUAUCAGACGUGCAGAAGAUGCUCGAUUAGCUUCUAGUCAAGGCAAAGGAGCAGGAAUAGUGCAGGGUAUUGUGGAUGCUGCAAAU